This is a messenger RNA of Gastrolobium bilobum, 1846 nucleotides long. Its product is annotated as potassium transporter 7-like. Gene Ontology annotation, molecular function: potassium ion transmembrane transporter activity. The record is from RefSeq and is a predicted model, not a curated record. Gene Ontology annotation, biological process: potassium ion transmembrane transport. Bases 114 to 1463 code for a protein of 449 amino acids. Lineage: Eukaryota; Viridiplantae; Streptophyta; Magnoliopsida; Fabales; Fabaceae. Gene Ontology annotation, cellular component: vacuolar membrane; plant-type vacuole. The transcript has 5 exons.
UGCAGAUCUUUGCUACUUCUCUGUGCGAUCAGUUCAGCUUACAUUUGUAUUUCUUGUUUUGCCGUGCCUACUAUUGGGUUAUUUGGGUCAAGCUGCAUACCUUAUGGAAAACCAUGCUGAUGCUGGUCAAGCCUUUUUUUUCUUCUGUUCCAAGUGGUGCAUUCUGGCCAACUUUCCUUAUUGCUAACAUUGCUGCACUAAUAGCAAGUCGGACUAUGACAACAGCCACAUUUUCUUGUAUAAAACAGUCAACUUCACUUGGUUGUUUCCCCCGUCUUAAAAUAAUUCACACAUCUCGGAAAUUUAUGGGCCAGAUCUAUAUCCCUGUCAUAAACUGGUUUCUCUUGGCUGUUUCUCUGGUGUUUGUCUGCACUAUAUCCAGCGUUGAUGAGAUUGGAAAUGCAUAUGGCAUUGCUGAGGUGGGGGUGAUGAUGAUGACCACUAUUUUAGUAACUCUUGUUAUGCUCCUUAUAUGGCAGAUACACAUUAUCAUAGUGCUGAUUUUCUUGGUGGUCUUCUUGGGAUUGGAGUUGACUUUCUUUUCGUCGGUUUUGUGGAGUGUAACAGAUGGAAGUUGGAUUAUAUUGGUCUUUGCCACAAUAAUGUUUUUUAUAAUGUUUGUAUGGAAUUAUGGAAGUAAGCUCAAGUAUGAAACUGAAGUCAAGCAAAAGCUUUCAAUGGAUUUAAUGCGAGAAUUAGGCUGCAAUCUUGGGACAAUUCGUGCUCCUGGGAUUGGUUUGCUGUAUAAUGAGUUGGUCAAAGGAAUUCCGGGAAUUUUUGGGCAUUUUCUAACCACACUUCCAGCAAUACACUCUAUGGUCAUAUUUGUAAGUAUCAAGUAUGUUCCAGUUCCGAUGGUGCCUCAAAAUGAAAGGUUCCUUUUUCGGCGAGUCUGCCAGAAAAGCUAUCAUAUAUUUCGUUGUAUUGCCAGGUAUGGGUACAAAGAUGUGCGCAAAGAAAAUCACCAGACUUUUGAGCAGCUGCUGAUGGAGAGCCUAGAGAAGUUUAUACGUCGUGAGGCUCAGGAGAGGUCACUUGAGAGUGAUGGGGAUGAUGAUACUGAUUCAGAGGAUGAGUACUCAAGGGUUCUCAUAGCUCCCAAUGGGAGUGUUUACUCACUAGGUGUUCCUCUUCUGGCUGAUUUUACGGAUACAAGCAAUCCCAUUUUUGAAGCAAGCACAUCAGAGGAGGUAAUAAGGCCAGCGUCUCCUAAAUCCCCAGUGCUUGAUGCAGAGCAGAGUCUUGAAAGAGAGUUAUCUUUUAUUCGCAAGGCUAAAGAAUCUGGAGUGGUUUAUCUUCUUGGUCAUGGGGAUAUUAGGGCAAGGAAAGACUCUUGGUUUAUGAAGAAGCUAGUUAUAAACUAUUUUUAUGCCUUUCUGAGAAAGAACUGCAGAAGGGGGAUCACGAAUUUAAGUGUACCCCAUUCACAUCUGAUGCAAGUUGGCAUGACUUACAUGGUUUGACCAUCAAUUCUACAAUCCAAAUAAAACAAAUGCCACGUAAUUUGGAAUUCUAGUUUGGUAGCAACGAGUGGAUCACGUUAAGGUCUCAUUUUGGAAUGCUCUUUGCUUGAUCAUCACUUCUUUUGCUGAAUAUCUUUCCAGCUCAUCAUCUGGAAAAUUCUCUGUGGUUCCUUAUGGCUGUGCGCUUGCACUGUGGAUGUCUGGGAUUGGAGUAGGCUGAGAACAGAAAGAAACAGAUAUAUGUAAAAUUAUAUCAUUAAAAGAAAUUGUAGAUCGCCAUGUACACCUUAUGGUUGCGUCAAAUUCCACUUCAAUGUGGUAAACACCGAGUUUUGUACACCAACCAUCUUAAUUGAGAUAAAUUUCUUUAGUUUACUUUAACU